Molecule: messenger RNA, 822 nt
Organism: Medioppia subpectinata
Lineage: Eukaryota; Metazoa; Arthropoda; Arachnida; Sarcoptiformes; Oppiidae
Source: the annotation of a GenBank genome assembly
AUGAACGCCACCGAAGAGGAGGAGCGCGACAUCGGAUGCGACACCGAUGGCAGCGAAGAAGUCUCGCAAUCAGUCAAGUCUUCGUCGACGACCGCAGACUCCAUAGCAUUACCGCAGAAGCGAUUCUAUCGACAAAGAGCUCAUUCAAACCCAAUCGCUGACCACUGUUUCGAGUAUCCAUCGGAUCCGCAAUCCAUGGAUUGGUCCACACAUUACCCGAACGCCGAGCUGAAGGUCGGCGGCGACUGUCGUGGCGUUGAGUUCGCGGACAUCGGUUGCGGUUACGGAGGACUUCUCAUAGCGCUGUCACCGCUGUUCCCGAAGACACUUAUGUUAGGCCUCGAGAUUCGGGUCAAAGUGUGUGACUUUGUUUGCGACCGAAUCGCGGCCUUAAGGCUGCAAAACGAAGGCCAAUACUGGAACGUGAGUUGUCUUCGGAGUAAUGCUAUGAAGUAUUUGCCGAAUCUGUUUCCGAAGAGUCAGUUGACGAAAAUGUUUUUCCUUUUCCCGGAUCCGCACUUCAAGAAACAGAAACACAAGUGGAGAAUCAUUUCACCACAACUUCUCUCCGAAUACGCCUAUUGUCUGGCAGUUGAGGGCCGGCUCUACACCGCGACCGAUGUCCAGCAGUUGCACGACUGGAUGACCGGCCACUUGAGCGCACAUCCUUUGUUUGAAAGCCUGGAUCAGAGCGAUAUAGACGCCGAUCCAGUUGUGCCCAAACUCUUUGAUUCGACAGAAGAGGGCCAGAAAGUGACCCGAAAUGGCGGACAAAAGUUUGUCUCCGUUUACCGACGAGUGAAAGACAGUUUCGCUCAAUAA